GCCGCGUCCGCGCUGUGGCCGCCGCCGCCUCCAUUAAACCCUGUCUGACUUCUCUUUUUCUGACUUCAGCGACAGCCCUGCGGCGGGCGCCUUAGCCCAGGGCCGUCCGUCCGUCCGUCCGCCCGCGCGGCCGCUUUGCGCCUGGGGAAGCAGCGCGCCCCUGCUUUCGAAUGCUCUUGAGGUGGGGCUCUCAGGUGUGGAGGGAUGGCCCGACCUGCAGCCCGCUCCCGCCAGGUGACGGUGUGGCCGGCCGGCUGGUCCGCGAGCUUCGCCGCGAGCCCCCUUCCUCCCCGAAUGCGGCUGAAGGAUGAGAUGGCUCGCAUACACGAAGAAGGACUGUUUUCCCCCUUGCGUUCGCAUGUUUUUGGGGGGCAUGAGCCAGAGACUGCUGCUGCUUUGAAACGUACGAUAGAGGCCCUGAUGGACAGAGGGGCGAUCGUGAGGAACUUGGAAAACCUGGGCGAACGAGCGCUUCCUUAUAAGAUGUCCACCCACAAUCAGCAGCACACGAGAGGAGGGUAUUUCUUGGUGGAUUUUUAUGCACCAACAACAACUGUUGAGAGCAUAAUGGACCACUUGUCUCGAGACACUGAUGUGAUCAGACCGAAUGUGGUGAGGCACCCGCUGACCCAGGAGGUAAACAAGUGCGACGGGAUGGUCCCGGUCCAACGGGAAGAGAAAUUGUAUUUCAUGAAGAAGAGGAAGUGAGAAGACCCACCUGAUUUUAGCUUUAUUUUCGGUUCUCUCGCUUUUGAGCACCAGGCAUUAAUAGGUUACAACUGCAGUCUUUAUGUAGUUGUGUGUUACAGAUGUCAUUUGAUUUUCUAAGGUAUUUUUGGCUCUUGAUCCUCUUUGCAUGAGAAGUGGGUAAACAGCUCACUUGCAGUCACUCUGUAUAUCGGUCUUAAUUUUUUUUUCAUUGAUUUGUCUGCCUCAUAACACCACCACCGUUUUGUGGAGCAAAACUUGUAACAUGCCAUGGAUUGGAGGCUAGCCGUCCAGACUGUGUAUCCAUGUAAAAAUAAAAAUUUAAAGCCACUGUAUUAUAUGAUUGACUUUUGAUCGGGGUAAUAAACCUGAGUUUUAAAAGCUUCA
Loxodonta africana (African savanna elephant) is the source of this 1095-nucleotide messenger RNA. RefSeq names its product mitochondrial ribosomal protein S6 (gene MRPS6). Gene Ontology annotation, biological process: translation. Gene Ontology annotation, cellular component: mitochondrial small ribosomal subunit; ribosome. The record is from RefSeq and is a predicted model, not a curated record. NCBI's taxonomy places the organism in Eukaryota, Metazoa, Chordata, Mammalia, Proboscidea, Elephantidae. The transcript is spliced from 4 exons. The coding region runs from base 205 to 708 and encodes 167 amino acids. Gene Ontology annotation, molecular function: structural constituent of ribosome; small ribosomal subunit rRNA binding.